Molecule: messenger RNA, 1472 nt
Organism: Truncatella angustata
Lineage: Eukaryota; Fungi; Ascomycota; Sordariomycetes; Amphisphaeriales; Sporocadaceae
Exons: 1
Coding region: 101-1138 (345 amino acids)
Source: RefSeq, a predicted model, not a curated record
AAUUCCACAACAGCAACUGGCUCCACAACAAACGCUGAUUCUACAACAACAGGUUGGUUGUACCCAUGUCACAGACACCUUGGUUUUAACUAUCUAAUACAUGAUGCUAGCAUUUCCCACUUCGUCACUCUUUUCCAACGAAACUGUGUCAACAAAAUCAUUUACCGCUAACCUGACCACAUCAACACUUCCUCACUCGUCUGGUACAAUUCUUUACAAUGAUACCUACACUACAACUAUUGGCUUGUCGUCUGGUUUCACUUCGUCAUUUGCAUCCUUCACGGGUACCGCCACCUCGACUGGGACCGAGGACAAUGGAUCCGUGACAGGGUUUGGGUUCGGCACCAGCACGGAUGGCAGUGGUAGUGGUAGCACUGCCACAGGCGAUUCAUCUUCACCAUCUUCGACAUCGACCGACGUUUCUGGAUCAGGGUCCGGUUCGAGUUCGAGCUCAACGUCGGCAGGGACUGUCGCAGGAAGCGUACUGGGUGCAGUUGCUGGCAUUGGCCUCAUUCUCAUUGCGGCGUUGAUGCUUCUUCGUUACAAAAAGCGACAGCGCGGCCUCCGUCUAAGUGACACCAAUGGCCUUCCUGGGACCCGUGGACUUGUUUUAGGUGGUGGGGGUGACGGCCCUUCCGGUGGAUCUCCCGGAAUGGGUGAUAUGUCGGAGGGUCGCUCGGUUCCAUUUAUGGUUCCCGCGGCUCUCGCGAACUUGACGGGGUACAAACGAAAUUCUCAAAGAACGGCUUCUUCGGAAGGCACAGAAAGAGGAUUUCAUAAAGUUUCUGGCAGGAAACUGCCUUCUGUCCUGCAGCAUGGUGGAGAUGGUUAUUCAGACCCAACAAGUGCGGCAAACCCUCGAGAUACCAUGAUGACCGAUCAAUCGUUCUAUCGAGAUUCUCAAGGAUAUUACACGGGUCCCGAUAUACCAAGACUGGCGGUUGGUUCACCAAUGCGUCCAGAAAGCGGAGUUCCAGUCUUUCACCCUGGCCCAGGGCGAACUCCGGUCACAGCGUCAGCAUACUUCGGAUCAAACUUAGAACCACCUCGGAAAGAUCCCCUAGGACGUUCCCUGGCUUCUCAAGACGGUUCAAGAGUAUCCAGGGGCUCCGGCUCCCGAUUUACGGAAGAGAUAUGACCUCGAUCUUCAGCGUGCGACAUUGCUUGUAUAUUUUUUCACACCUCGAUGAUACCGCUUGGCAUACUGUUGGCUUUUGUUUAUAUGCCCACAGCAUAGGAAUGGCGUUUAAUGUUUGUUAAUUACUGAAGAUCAUGAGGAGGGAAUUCAAUGGCUGAAAAAGCCUACACUGCCCAGAUGUGGGCAGCGAUUUACCAUUGCACAUAGUCACCCGGUGUUACCAGCUGGGUGUAGAGUAUAAAGAUCUCCCGGACGAGGAUUCCAAUCCCCCGGGCUAUCCAUAAUUUAAAGGCAUAAUUAUGUCAAACGACUAGACGCCGGUUUCCUAUCACAU